AACAGACCGUGCGUUGCGGAAACUUUGAAACAUUGAAACUUACAAUUAAGGUUUUAUUCCAAACUUAUUAAACUCUUUAGAGCAGCUCUCGUAUGCAACAAGUAGCGUUUCGGCAUUACAAAAGAGCGUUUGGUAUCAAAGUAAAUAGCGCAGCGCAGAGUAAACAUUCAUCUUCUUGGUUCUGAUACUGUUACAAUGAUAUAAAAACAGAAUUAUGUAAAGAGAUGAAAUGACAUCUUGAAAUACAGUGCCGCUGUCCUCAGACCUGAAUGGCUUGAGAAGAAAUGAUGGCAGAGCUGGAGGUGGAUCAAUCCAACCUGCCCAGAGUCCAGGAGGUGUGCCAGUGUUUUGCUGUUCUGGAGGAUGGAGCUUUAGCACACAACUUGCAGGAGCAAGAGAUUGAACAGUACUAUACAUCUAAUGUUCAGAGGAACCAGCUGGUUCAGAAGGACAUCCGUGUAGCCAAAAGUCUUCAGGAUGAAGAGAAGCACACGGCUCGGGUCCUUCAGCAGCAGACCACAGACCAGCUGGAGGAACAUGAUUCGGAAUAUGCACAAAUGAUUCAGAAAGAAAUUCAGCGGUGUGCCGAGGAGGCCCGGAGGAGGGAGGUGGAAGACGAGGAAAUAGCAAAAAGGAUACAGGAAGAGGAAGAGCUUGGUGUCAGAAGCAGAGGCAGUUACCAAAAUAGAGAUGCUAGAGAGACCUCAAGUGUUCCACCGUACUCACCUCGGUCCGUUUACUCGCCUGAGGAUCGAUACUACGAAUGCUCUUCAACCAGAAGGCGAGAGCGCUCCCAAUUACCCCCCUACUCAGAUUCUGAGGACAACCGGCGUAUGCCUACAGUAACCAAUUUGAGUCGUGGGUCCCAAGACUGCAGCAGUUCCACGGUAGGGCAGAGAACGGCGGUCAGCUGCGGUAGACCUCCCAGAAGUCAUUCAGAUCAAGAUAACAAGAGCACAACGAGCGGCAGCUCCUUUAGCCAGAAAAGCAGGACAUCUCACCUCUCAGGAGGAUGGGGAGAUGUGAUCAAGCUCAUAAGGAAUGAUAUGAGCGAGCAAGGCUACCUCAGCCCCAGUUCUGAGGAAGAACUCUUCGAGCCCGUCUAUAAACUUGAGAGGAUGCUGAAACAAAAGCAGCAGGCCUCCGAUCGACGGGGCCACCAAGGUGAGAGGCGCCAUGGCCGAACAACGCAGGGCGACGGUUGGUGUCGUGAGGAGAGUUUUAGGGAGAGGGACAAGGAAAGACGCGUUCAUUUUCUGGAUGAGAGAAGCCGCAUAAACGGUUACCAUGGCAACGGCUACAGUUUACAUGAAAAUGGUAGGGAGAGGGACAAACACCUGAACACUGGAGAAAGAUUAGGUGACCACCAGCAGACUCAAGAUCCGGGUUUCCGGCGUAACGUCUCGAUGCGACGUAGUUACCAUGGCGACGUCAGGCUGAGCAGACGGACAUCGAUGCGUGGAGGAAGCAGAACGUGUACCCAGGAUGAUUCAAAUUUAGUUAAUAUGGUAAGACCUUUAAAUCAUACACCAUUGAUAGAGACGGAAGUGAGGCGACCUGGCCCUUUAAGGGAGGCCGAGAGGUGGGAGGCGGCCAGAAACCAGCGUCAGAGAGCAUGCUCAUUAACAGAGGAAAGGACGAUUGACAGGGAUCACACGCGUUACCCCCGACAACACAGAAUUAGGCGCAGCCAAAGUGAGCGGCAGAGCUUGGAGGAAGAGGGAUCGAGCACGGAGGAGGAGAUGGAGAGCAGAAGGGAGGUGGGAGGGAUGGAGAGACUCUCAUCACUCAGCACCUGUCAAUCACGCAGUGGCCACUCCUCCAGAACAGGACCCACUGGGAGGAAUAGGACGACAGCUCUUGACCUUGGCGAGCUGGAGCAGGUACUCCUCGAUGAGGAGCUGGCUCGCAGACUUCAGGAGGAGGAGAGAUUAGCCGCAGAGACUCAGCAGGGGUCUUCUCCUCUCAGUCCGGAAGACUUCAGAAUGGCCCAGGUCGCACAGGAUGAGGAAAUUGCACGUUUCAUACAAAAACAAGAGAUCAAGGCUAAACGGAGGUCUGCUGAGCUGGACUUUGUUGGACCUAGACGGGAGUAUAGAGACACUGUGACGGAUUAUGAAAGGAGAGCAGAAUGUGACGGACAGAGAGAGAGAAUGGACUCAGAUGGGCUUCUUUCGCCUAUUGAUGACUCAACCGCUGACCAUCAGCUCUCUAGCCCUGUUUCCAUGGCAGCACAACCCACCAGGAACGUUGCAGAAGAUCUGGACCCCACCUUUCAUAGAAAGGAGAUUAAUGGAGCAAAUCAAGGAUCCCAACAAGGAGGUUUGUGUAACCCUAUGGACGAGCAACCUACAUUUGUGCCACCUACAAAACGACAUAAUGACAAACCAGUACGAGUGAAGUCGAAGGACAAGAAAGAAAAUAUCAAACAGAAAGAGAAUUGCAAGCAGCAGUGAUAACGGACAAGGACAAAUCAAUGUCCGGCAGCUUUGAAUAUAUUCUCAUUAAAUAUUUGAGAUAAAUUGCAGGUCCUAGUCGUUUGGGACUUUCCAGUCUUCUAUUGUGGGAUGUUUUUUUUAAUCAUCAUCUCUUAAGCAAAACAGGGACACUCCAGAUGAUACAGCUAUUUACAGUUAAUGCCCCUGUUAUCACCAUUGGUCACGGUCAAGGUCACAUUCUCACGCUUUAGUUUUUGUUGUUUUGGUUUUAUUCUGCAGCUGGUAUGACGCUGCAGUGGUAAAGCGUCCAUUACUACUAUCUGGAAACCUAAAAUGAUACAAUACGGUUGAGUAAACCUCUCUGGAGUUCUUCUGCGUAAUUGUUCUCUAAAGAUUGAGUGAGAUCGAUUCUUUUAGAAUAAUAUUUUUGCUUCUAUUUGAGGACCCACACAGGUGUUCAGUUUUCACCUGUUGAUGUUAUUUCCACUUAUUUUCAAGUAUUUUUGGGCAUUUGUAACGGAAGCAAAAAAAAAACUCUACGUUUAAAAAGCGUAUUCUAUAUAUUUAAUAACUUAAGAGAAACGUCUCUGUGUAUAGGUCGCUCGCAUAUUCCACAUGUGCUGUCAGUAAGUGCAACAAUUUGAAAUAUGUAAUAUUUUUACACUCAUGCUGAGUGGCACCAAUAUGUACUUUCAUGGUUAUCAGUACUUGAGAGCAUAAUGUGUAAAGAGUUUAUGGUUCUUCAGUGCUUAUAAGAUUAAGCAAGCUUUGUACAGAUAACAAAAUAUAUACUGUAUGUUUAAUAUCAAUAUCUUGAUAUAUAUCAUCACUACCAGUAAUAAAGUUUUUACGUGUACAUUA
This is a messenger RNA of Triplophysa dalaica, 3299 nucleotides long. It is a transcript of the gene ccdc187, whose product is annotated as coiled-coil domain containing 187. NCBI's taxonomy places the organism in Eukaryota, Metazoa, Chordata, Actinopteri, Cypriniformes, Nemacheilidae. The transcript is spliced from 14 exons. The coding region runs from base 285 to 2456 and encodes 723 amino acids. The record is from RefSeq and is a predicted model, not a curated record.